GUCAUUAGUUACAUUUCAACCAUAGCGAUUCCCUAAUUGAGGCUCAGAGUUCACCGGCGAAUGCAGGAACACCGGAAAUAAUAACUAAACUAACGAACGAGGAAUGGUGGAGGCUACCAGAACGAAGAGACAUUUUUCAGGAUAAACGUGGAUCUGUUUUGGUGGACUCAGUGAAAGCAAUGUUGAAACAAACAGAUACUUCUGAGACUGUGCGUCUGUCUCAAUCCAUCAAUGAUGAAGAGAUAAAAUACGUGAUGGUGAGGAAGACUCUGAUAAAGGAGUGGCUGAACAGUCUGGAGAUCUACUGUGAACUAGAGGAUGUUCCUAACAUAGCGUUGCUGGGCUCAGGUGGAGGAGAGAGGGCAGCAGUGGGCAUGCUGGGAUCUCUGUUUCAGCUGGAACAGGACAACCUGCUGGGCAGCCUCCUCUACAUGUGUGGGGUGUCAGGCACCACCUGGUGCAUGUCAUCCCUGUACAGUGAUCUAGAUUGGUCGCUGAAUAAGCGCUGUGAUGAGGUGAUAGAGAAGCUGAAGGGUCCUACGGUGGAUUUGAAGAAGGCUGUGGACUGGCUGAAACAGUGGAAAGACAGCGACCAGGACUUCAACCUCACUGACUUCUGGGGCGCCUUCACUGCCUGCUAUUUCAUGAAGGAGGUCAGUAUGGACACUCGCCGUCUCUCUGAAGAAGCUCACAGGAACAGCACCAACCCCUACCCCAUCUACAGCGCCAUAGAACUCGACCGCAACAAACAGCAUUGCACUAAAGGCGACUGUUAUGCAGCAUUCAUGCAAACUCGGAAACUCAGAACUUCUGAGUUAAAAUCAACUUUUUUCGGUGUCAUUCCAGACAAUUCUCCCCCACUGUUUUCUGUAGCAGUGUGGUUUGAGAUGACACCCCACGAGUGUGGCUUCUCCGGAUUGGGCGCUUUCAUCGACACUUCCUGUCUCAGGUGCAAGUUUGAAGGCGGGAUUAUGACAGAGAAGAGGAAGGAAAUGGACAUGGUUCUGCUGCAAGGUAUCUGUGGGAGUGUCAUUGCAGACGGGCAGAUGGACAUUGCUUAUGUGGGAAAAAAGAUCUGGGACUUAUUAUUUGGAGGUUCAAUCAUUUGGAUUGUACAGAACAUUUUCCCUCUGCUCAUUAAAUGGGAAUGGGGAACCACAUCCAACUUCCUCUUCAAGUUAUAUGAUACUAGAGUUCCUUGCUGCAUGGCAUACAAAGAGAAGAUUCAUCUGGUAGGCGUUAAAAUGAACUCUCCCUACCCCCCCAUCCUGCGCCCAUCCAGGGAGGUCGACCUCAUCAUCUCCUUGGACUUCAGCGAAGAAGACCCAUUUGAGACGGUGUUUAGUUCCAAACAGUAUGCGGAUGAGCUGAAGCUCCCCUUUCCCCCAGUGGAUGAGAGGAUGAGGGAGGAGAAAGACCAUCCUCAGGACUGCUAUGUCUUUGAGGGGCAACUUCCUAAACAGCCCACCAUCAUGCACAUGCCCCUGUUCAACCUGCAGAACUGCCAAGACGAGCAGGAGAUUAAGAAGGAGAGUGAGAAGUACACAACGUUCCAGCAGCCCUACAGUGCGCCUAUGAUCGAACACCUCCUGGAGAAGGCCAAGGCCAACAUGAGGAACAACAGAGACAGGAUCCUGGGACAGAUCAUUAUGGCUGUCCAACGCAGAAAGAAUCGCAAGUCAGUGGCUCAAUAGUUUAUCAGUGGUGUAAAGUAUCUGUACUUUACUACUAAUAUGACGACUUUUACUUCACGACAUUCCUAAAGAAAAUAAUAUACUUUUUACUCUAUACAUUUUCUCUGACUGCCGAAAUUAGCUUGUUACAUUUUGAACGCUUAGCAGAACAGAAAAAGUCUAAUUCAUGCACUUAUCAAGAGGACAAUCUUGUUCCUCCCUACUGCCUCUGAUCUGGCAGACUGAUUAGAAGCACCUGCAUGGGUUGCUCACCUGUGUUCCCUACAAAUGCUGUCUUGAAUUAAAAGGAUUUGUACCUACAUACAUGUGAAAGUUGCAACGUCUGUGUACGUUAUCCCUAAUGCAGUGAAAAUAAUAAAAAAUAUUAUCAAAUUAA
Salmo salar (Atlantic salmon) is the source of this 2070-nucleotide messenger RNA. The record is from RefSeq and is a predicted model, not a curated record. NCBI's taxonomy places the organism in Eukaryota, Metazoa, Chordata, Actinopteri, Salmoniformes, Salmonidae.